Messenger RNA from Papilio xuthus (Asian swallowtail), 1335 nucleotides. RefSeq names its product spidroin-1-like. Bases 190 to 1209 code for a protein of 339 amino acids. The record is from RefSeq and is a predicted model, not a curated record. The transcript has 3 exons. NCBI's taxonomy places the organism in Eukaryota, Metazoa, Arthropoda, Insecta, Lepidoptera, Papilionidae.
AAGGAUUCCGUUUUCAGUUUGAGAAGGCCACGAUUGCCGUUAAGGGAUGUAAACUAUUGUCGGAUGCGUAUGUGGUUUCUGUUCCGACCGCGCCGAUUCUUACACCGGCUAAUCAUAUUCAAAUAGGACGCCCGUUUAGAAUUGUUAAUCGAUUGUAAUAAUUUUUCAGCGAGGUAUAAAAGCGCUUACAUGCACGAUAAAGGCAUAAUUGCAAUCACCUUUAUCCAGUGCACAUCGCAGGUAGCCGAACCACACGCCGAAGACAUGUCUCGACUUACGAUUUUCUUUAUCCUCGCUGUGACGUACGAAGUUUUUGCAGAUGCUAAAGGCGCCAAAGAUUCAAGCGCGGCCGCGUCCGGGCUGUACUCAAACGUGCUUGGUGGCGGCCUAGGCGGUCUGGGCGGCGGUCUCGCGCCCGCCGGCAUCGUGACCGCGCCCGCCGUCGCAGCGGGUUCUGCUAUUGUGGGUGGCGCCGGGCUCGGAGGCAUCGGCAACGGUCUCGGAGGAGGAGCGGCACUCAACAAUGCCGCCGCUGUGGGCGCCGCUCAGCUCAGCGCCAUCCAAAAUGCACAGGCAGUUCAGGCCGCUCAGAUCGCUAACGCUGCGGCCGCCGCUAUCCAGGGUGCCCGAGUCGCUGAGGCCGACGCCCGCGGCAGACAAGCAAACGCCAUUCAAAACGCUCAGGCUUUGGACGCCGCACGUGUCGCCAAUUUACAACGCGCCCAGGCCGCCGCUCUUGAAAACGCCAGGGCUACGGAGGCAGCGAGACGAGCGGCAGCCGCGGCUGGACUUGAAUUAGCCCGCGCCGCAGAAGCUGACCGCGUCGCUAACGCAGCACGUGUACAAGCCAUCGCUUAUGCCAACACCAGAGCAGUGGAAGCCUCCCGUAUCGCCAACGCCGCCCGCGCUCAAUCUGCCGCAGUGGCUACAAGCGCGGCGCAAGCGCAGGCGGUGGCCGACGCCGUAGCUAGGAACGCUCAGGAGGGUCUUCUGCUCGGCGGUGGUGGCAAUACCGCUGUGGUGGGUGUAGCGCCAGCUUCGGCCGGCGUGGUGAUCGGCUCCAGCGGUCUCGGUGGUCUGGGCGGUCUUGGAGGCUACGGUGGAUCCUGGGGAAUCGGCGGUGGUUACGGCGGCGGCUACGGCGGCAACUACGGCGGCAAUUACGGCGGUAACUACGGCGGCGGCUACGGCGGAUACGGCAAACACUAAAAUACUGUAGUGAUAAAGUACUCGAUAUUAAGAUGUUAAGAUUUCUACAUCCAUUUCAUCACGUCACUGAGAAAUGGUUAGCGGCAGAUACAUUACAACAGGUUGUGUAAAUAUUAUUUGAACUUA